Molecule: messenger RNA, 1655 nt
Organism: Rubroshorea leprosula
Lineage: Eukaryota; Viridiplantae; Streptophyta; Magnoliopsida; Malvales; Dipterocarpaceae
Source: the annotation of a GenBank genome assembly
AUUAUGCAAAGAAGUUGCUACCUAAAGCUGCAAAACAAGUCGAUAUCAAGUCAGGCCCUGUAAUAGAGGAGUUGGCUGUUAACGAGUCGAGUCAGACGACAUUCAACGAUCAUGACGAUAUUGGAAUCAGGUGUUCACAUCUUGAUAUUCCCUUUCCCAGCACAAGGUCACAUGAUACCUCUCCUAGACCUCACCCACCACCUCGCCACCCGCGGCCUCACCAUAACCAUCUUGGUCACCCCUAAAAAUCAAUCUUUCUUAACUUCACUCCUCUCCUUACACCCCCAAAUCAAAACCUUAGUCCUCCCUUUCCCUUCCCACCCCUCCAUCCCCUCCCACAUCGAAAACUUCAAGGACCUUCCCCCUAAGUCCUUCAAUACCUUCUUCCGAGCCUUCGGCAACCUCCACGACCCUUUACUUGCAUGGUUCAAGAACCACCCUUCACCUCCGGUGGCCAUCGUAUUUGAUUUUUUCUCGGGGUGGACCCAUCGUCUGGCAUCUCAGCUUGGCAUCAAAAGCAUCGUUUUUUCACCUUCUGGUGCAAUGGCAUUGUCCGUUAUGUAUUCCCUCUGGCGUCACCUCCCUUCCCAUGAUGAUGAUCGGACGGCUGUUGUUUCUUUUGAUGAAAUUCCGAAUUGUCCAAAGUUCCAGUGGUGGCAGCUCUCUCCUCUUUAUCGUAGCUAUGUUAAAGGAGACCCAACUGGGGAAUUCAUCAAGGAUUCGUUCCAUGGGAACAUGGAGAGUUGGGGGCUCGUGAUUAACACAUUCUGUGAAUUGGAGCGAGACUAUCUGAACCAUCUGAUGAAGAUCAUGGGGCAUGAUCGAGUGUGGGCGGUGGGUCCUUUGUUACCAUCUGAUCAUCAGGAUGAUCAAUCUGGGGUCGUACAAAGAGGUGGGCCCAGUUCAGUUUCGGUUAAUCAUAUCCUUACGUGGCUUGAUGAAUGUGAUGAUCACGAGGUGGUGUACGUCUGCUUUGGUAGUCAAGCAGUUUUAAGGAACGAUCAGAUGGAGGAGCUUGCAUCAGGGUUACAGAAGAGUGGGGUCCGCUUCCUUUGGUGCUUGAAGGAGCCCAGAGAGGGCCUCGACGACGAGGGAAGAUACGGCGUCGUUCCUGAAGGGUUUGAAGAUCGCGUGGCAAAGAGGGGACUCAUUAUAAAAGGAUGGGUCCCACAAGUGAUGAUACUGAACCACCGUGCCGUCGGUGCGUUCUUGACUCACUGUGGCUGGAACUCGACAUUGGAAGGGCUGGUGGCCGGUGUCAACAUGCUGACUUGGCCCAUGGGGGCUGACCAGUUUGUGAACUCAAGCUUGUUGGUUGAUGAGCUGAAGGUGGCUGAAAGGGUGUGUGAGGGUGCAGAAACAGUUCCCAACUCUGAGGAGCUGGCUCAACUGGUGGCAGAGUCGGUGUCUGAAGAUGGUGGUCGGAGGAAACGAGUGGCGGCGUUGAGAGAGGCAGCGUUAGCCGCUAUUAAAGAGGGUGGAAGUUCGGUUAAGAAUUUGGAUGAACUGGUAUCAUAUUUCUAAUAUACUAAUAUAGGUGAAAUUACAAAUACCCCUGAGUUUAUGCACUCGAGUCCCAAUCUAUUGAAAGAUUAUAAUCCUCCCUUGUACUUCUGUGCCCACUAGAGCAGCAAAAUUAAAGAAUUUCUUACUUA